CGGAAAUAUCGUGAGACAUCGUGCCUGUCGGUGCUCGAAUCCGGCUGGUGUUAGCGUUGGAGCCUCCAUCCCAAUCAGAAAUCUGAGAAGCAAAGGAAUUAAUUACACUCCCCAGAACACCUGCAGACUGCCGUAUUCAGACAACACAUCCAUCGGCUUGAAGGAUGGGGAAUAUUUUUGGAAACCUGCUAAAGAGUUUGAUCGGGAAGAAGGAGAUGAGGAUUCUGAUGGUGGGUCUUGAUGCAGCUGGAAAGACCACCAUUCUGUACAAGCUCAAGCUGGGAGAGAUUGUCACUACCAUCCCGACUAUUGGGUUUAAUGUGGAGACCGUGGAGUACAAGAACAUCAGCUUCACUGUGUGGGAUGUGGGUGGCCAAGACAAGAUUAGGCCUCUGUGGAGGCACUACUUCCAAAACACUCAAGGUCUGAUCUUCGUGGUGGACAGCAAUGAUCGGGAGCGUGUGAAUGAGGCCAGAGAGGAGCUGAUGAGGAUGUUAGCUGAGGACGAGCUCCGUGAUGCUGUGCUGCUUGUCUUCGCCAACAAACAGGACCUGCCCAACGCCAUGAACGCGGCGGAGAUCACAGACAAGCUGGGCCUGCACUCGCUCCGCCACCGCAACUGGUACAUCCAGGCCACCUGCGCCACCAGCGGAGACGGCCUGUACGAGGGGCUCGACUGGCUGGCCAACCAGCUAAAAAACAAGAAGUGAGCUGCGG
Messenger RNA from Sardina pilchardus (European sardine), 717 nucleotides. Its product is annotated as ADP-ribosylation factor 3. The record is from RefSeq and is a predicted model, not a curated record. Gene Ontology annotation, biological process: vesicle-mediated transport; intracellular protein transport. NCBI's taxonomy places the organism in Eukaryota, Metazoa, Chordata, Actinopteri, Clupeiformes, Clupeidae. The transcript is spliced from 5 exons. Gene Ontology annotation, molecular function: GTP binding; GTPase activity. Bases 165 to 710 code for a protein of 181 amino acids. Gene Ontology annotation, cellular component: cytoplasm; plasma membrane.